GGAAUUUGUGCUGAUGCAUAUGUCUAACUAUUAACAAGUGCGGCAAACAACAUAAUAUGGAAUCUCAAUAAAGGAAGUAAAGUAAGUUUUCCACCAACAUCUCGCAGAAAGAACUUGCUGGAAUUCGGGAAAGUUAUUGUAUCUUUAGUCAUAACAAAUGCAUGAAUAGUACCUACAAACAGGUAAUAUACAAAUUAUUGAGAUGAACACGACGUUACCCGUUCACAACCACCGGUCAGAGUAUCAAGAGUUUCUGCUAGUUAAACGCCACCUGAAAGUUCUAAAUUAACCGAGUGGUUAACAGAAUCUGAAAUAGAAGUGCAAUCGAAAUCACUACAGCUGUUUCUUAGUAAAGAACGCACACCUCACUGAUGAAUUCGACAAAAUGCUGAAGCAACAGUAAAAACAGGAAAAAUAAACAUCGUGAUAUAGCAACUAGACGGAUAAGUCGUGAUCAAUAUUUUAACAAAACAGAAAAGCAAACAAACACGCUUGCAUGCGCUUCCAUUAAACCGAUGUAUCAGAAAUUUGAAGCCAGCCCCAAAAUAUGAGCUCUUACUGAUUUUUGGACUGCGAUCAAACUAUUGACGUAAGGAAUUAUCAAGAAAUUGACUGUGAGCAACCAAAUUUCUGUGAAUCUACCGUUCCUAACAGUCCGUGUAUUUAGCGCAGAAACUAUCAUAAUUAAACAACGCUAUAGUUAACUGCUUGUCAAAAGCUUCUAAGUUUCCAGACGUCUCGAAGGUUUCAUUGUUACGAGCGAAUGGUUGCGAAUGUUGCAAUGAAUACCUCCCUUGAUGACCACGGAAGAAAGGUCAUCAUUGAAUUUUGCCAUCUUCUCGAGAAAUCGAAACAGUUGUUUAAUGGUUUAAGAGAGCUUCCUCAAUACGGGCACAAACAGUGGCACUCUCAUUUUGGGCGAACAUUCGACGUGUAUACAAAACUUUGGAAGUUUCAACAACAGCACCGCGCUAUUCUUGACAGCAAAUAUGGUCUCAAACGGUGGCAAAUUGGGGAGAUUGCUUCGAAGAUUGGUCAACUUUACUAUCACUUCUACCUUAGAACGAGUGAGACCGCGUACCUGAAUGAGGCGUUUUCAUUUUACUACGCCAUAAGAGGACGGUGCUACUAUACAAAAGCGUGCAAGGAAGAUAAAUGUGAAUUAAUGGUCAAAAAAUUAAGAUAUUAUGCAAGGUUUAUUGUAGUAUGUUUGCUUCUCAAGAAAAUUAAAUUAGUACGAGAGUUAAUUAAGGAGUUAGAUAGACAAAUUAUUGAAUAUGGGAACACGUAUGACCCAGAUGACCAAAUGGAGUGGACGGUUGUCGUAGAUGAGGUAAAAGCUUUUAUUCAAGCGGAACCGGUCAUAACGGUUAUACACCCUGAUAACCAUCCCGUGAUCCUUUCCCACAGGCUUAGCAGUCUGACUACCCCGCCCGUAGAAAGGUCGCCUCAAAUGACACUGUCUCUUCAGGAAGUUUUGAUAAUAGGAAGUAGUUCACUGCAAGCCAAGUUUUCUGAACUAACCAUAGAUAUGUUCCGAAUGCUUCAAACGCUGGAGAGGGAACCGUCGGGGGAGCCCCAACACAUGUACGACGACUCGCCGAGGCAACGAUUCAUUUCGAAUCCUACAGUGCCUACAAGUAAAGGAUACAAUUUGGAGAAUGGCCCACGACGUGACAGCCCUCAUAAGUUUCUACUAUUCAAACCCUCGCCGAGCCAAGUGCUAGUAUACCUGGCUAGUGGCUGCAACGACCUCCCACCCAGCGGCGCUCUGCUGUUGUAUAUCUCUGCAGAUGGGCAGAUAGUCCCAGCCUCGAAGCACCCUGAAGAUAUGGGGUACGAUGUCGGCGGGCUCAUAACGACAUCUCGCAGUGACAUUCACAGGGACAGUGUGAAGGAUCCAAAAAGCGCGGCAGCCGGCAGCUCAGCUCCCAAGUACAAGGAGCAGCAGUGUUUACACCCUGGAGACCUGUACCCCUUCACGCGAAGGCCACUGUUCAUCAUCAUUGAUUCGGACAACUCCUGCGUGUUCCAACAUAUACCGCGUCAUUUUGGACAACCUCUUGUUAUCUUAAUGUCGCCUUUAGAUGUCCCACAACCUUUCCAAGAAAAUAAACAGCAAGGCAACCUAUUCACCAUUUUCCUAACAACGCCGUUGACGGCCUUUGCUUACAUUUGUGACAUACACAACAUGUCCUUAAACCACUGGGAUCGAGCUCAGGGUUACGUUGACACCUUCAUGGCUGAAGCAUCACAGAUUGUGACCAGAAGUCGCAUCGAUAUAAUGUACAUAAUGUUCAUGGGAGAUGACUACCUGAGGCUGCUGCUGCUCCGUUUCGUGUUCUGCGAAGUGACGCUGCGACUGCACCGGGCCUUCCGGUCCCGCACUCAGCUCACACGCGCGUCGCCGCCGCUGCCCGAGGAAAUACUCGACCACCCCACGCUGGUGCACAUUGUGCUAGACCUGGCUAUGAAUUUACAGGCUCGCGGCCAUUUCCACGACCCCGUGAGCGCGGGGCCGUCGCAGGGCAAGGAUUGAUCCAGGGUAUCUUCCGUUACAUUUGCCAAGCAGUGAACGUUUCCUACACUUGCCUAUUCUUCCCUUCAUACAAAUUAGACAUAAUUAUCCAUUAUUAAACAUGUACCGCACUUUAUAUAUAUGCCAAGGCUUUUGCAAGUCAUGACGCGUUAAAUUAAUUCAAAUAUCUAUGAAAACGAUUAAGGUUCCUUACGUAUCUUUAUCAAGAUUACCACAUUCUAGUAAUAAGAGAAAAUACCUCAAAAUGUUUACCACAGCUAAGAAAAUUAUUCAAAGAUAUAUAUCUAUUUAGAUUUAUAUCUAUAUAUAAAUAGGUAAGCUUUAAAUAUUGUUACAGAUCGCAUUGCGUAAUUUUGCCGGAUAUUGCAAAAUUUAUAAUAAAACCAUAAUAGUUGAUAGUUUUAACUAUAUUGAAUGCCUAGAACGGUAAUUUUUCGAAAUUGUCAAUAUGGAGCGAUUGUAAUGUUGACUUUUGAAACCUUUUCCUGCUGUGAGGUAAGAAUUUGCUCAACGGAAUUGAUUUGUUAUGUAUAUAAAUAAAUUAUAAUUUUAGCUUAAGUAUAUUAAACUAGUAUUGUCUCAACAACAAUAUGAAGAUUAUAAUAUUAUCAUUACAAUGAGAUAAUGUUAUUAAAAUAAUUGAAUGCAAAUGGAAGUCAUACUUAGAAGGAAAUGAUAGUUCAUGACUUAAGUAAGCAUUUUCAAGGUGAAAAGUUAAUCAAGAGAUGUUCUCACUUUUUCUUAUAUGUUACCUAUACAUAUACAAUGACUGCUGCGAGGAAAUAUAAGGCACACUGAGAGAAAAUACAACCAGUUUUCAUGUUCGUUCAACAAGUUUUUUGGUUAAAAUAGCGCCUACGUGCU
Messenger RNA from Leguminivora glycinivorella, 3403 nucleotides. RefSeq names its product protein SCAI. Gene Ontology annotation, biological process: DNA-templated transcription. The transcript is spliced from 10 exons. Gene Ontology annotation, molecular function: transcription corepressor activity. The record is from RefSeq and is a predicted model, not a curated record. Gene Ontology annotation, cellular component: nucleus. The coding region runs from base 764 to 2539 and encodes 591 amino acids. Lineage: Eukaryota; Metazoa; Arthropoda; Insecta; Lepidoptera; Tortricidae.